CAAUCUUCCACUUUCACUCUUUCAAUCUCAUAUAAUACUCCUCAAUUCCUCUUUUCCAGAUGUCUCCCUGCUCUGGUGUCCUCCGCAAUCCCGCCCUCCCAAUUCGCUCCCGGGUAGCCUUCUCUCUCAAUCAAGCCGCAAGAUCAUCAUCCCGACCCCACCACCUCCGGCACCAACAACACCACCGCCCCUAUUCCUCCUCUUCUCCCAACUCCUCGCAAUCCAACCGCUCCCAAUUCAAAAUCCUUCCAUUCCUAGCAAUCAUCGGCAUUGGCUCUGGAUCCUACAUCUUCCUCGUCAAGUCGCGUACCGGCAUUCACAAACCGAAACCCGACUCUCAAUCUCCUGAUUCCUAAAUUACCCUACACCCCCCCCCCCCCCCC
Aspergillus caelatus is the source of this 383-nucleotide messenger RNA. RefSeq lists its product as uncharacterized. The record is from RefSeq and is a predicted model, not a curated record. The transcript has a single exon. Lineage: Eukaryota; Fungi; Ascomycota; Eurotiomycetes; Eurotiales; Aspergillaceae. Bases 60 to 356 code for a protein of 98 amino acids.